Molecule: messenger RNA, 16087 nt
Organism: Onychostoma macrolepis
Lineage: Eukaryota; Metazoa; Chordata; Actinopteri; Cypriniformes; Cyprinidae
Gene: sspo
Product: SCO-spondin
Cellular component (GO): extracellular matrix
Molecular function (GO): protein binding
Source: RefSeq, a predicted model, not a curated record
AUGAAGGUUCUGCUCAUGUCUCUGCUGGGGUUUAAUCUGGUCGUGGUCAUGGGACACUGGUGUGUGCGUGUGCUGGAGGAGAAGGUGGAGAGGUUGAUCUCCCCCCAUGUUCAGCGUGAGGUGGAAUGUUCCGCCGUCUAUCAGUUCAACACUCAGGGCUGGAGGCUGGAUGUGGAGCGAAUGAGGCAUGAACACGGAGGAGACGACGGCAUCGCACUUUAUUACAAGAGACAGGGACCUAGAGCCUCCUGUUACAUAUUCAAACCUCCAGACAUUGAGACAGAGACAGUGAACCGGACGGUCAGACAGUGUUGUGAAGGCUGGGCCGGACCUGACUGCUCACAGGGGGUUGGUGCCCGGGGUCAUUGUUUCUCGACCUGGACGUGUGAGGAGUUUCCCGGUCUUCAUAACACGUCUCUCAUGGCUCUGGAGCAGUGCUGCAGUAACCUGUGGGGCUUAAGCUGGAGAAACGUGUCCGAUCAGACCUGUCUGUCCUGCACCUACACGCUCCUGCCAGACGUCAGCUCUUCUCCUAUGGUCCGCGGAGGGCUGUUUCGCGGUGUUCGUGACCCGCAGGCGUCUGGCACCUGUAUGAGCUGGGGCGGGACACACUACCGCACCUUUGACCGGAAACACUUCCACUUCCAGGGCAGCUGCACGUACCUGCUGGCCUCAUCCGCUGACGGGACGUGGGCCGUGUAUAUGAGCACCGAGUGUGAUCCUGCGGGACACUGCUGGAAGGGACUGCGGUUGAUGUUGGGUCUUGGCUUGGUGUCCAUACAUAAAGCCAAUAUGACUGUUAAUGGUUUAACACUAUCGCAGGGUGAACCUCUCUUCCAAAACGGAGUCAGCGUUCACUGGUUGGGUGACUUUGUGUUUGUGGAGAGUGGUUUGGGUGUCAGACUGAAGUUUGACAUGGAGAACACCAUCUAUCUGACCGUUACCGCUGAACACCUCGCUGCCACCAGGGGGCUUUGCGGAGUUUAUAACAACAACCCAGAUGAUGACUUCACCACCAGCGGUGGAAGUGUGUCUCAGUAUGCCGCCAGCUUUGGAAACUCGUGGCGUGUUCAAGAUCAGCAAGGCCAGGUGUGUAGUGAUGCAGCAGAGCUGGGUCACAGCUGUGAUCUGUCCAGUGACGUCUCUCUCCGGCGGGACGCAGAAACAGCCUGCCACCAUCUCAAAGAGAGUCCGUUCUCACACUGCCAUCACCAGGUGGAUCCCGGGCCGUAUAUCGACACGUGUCUGUAUCUGUACUGCAGUGUGGAUGUGAGGGACAGAGAUACAGCAGUGUGCGACACGUUAGCCAGCUACGUGCGUGAGUGUGCGCAACAACACGUCAUCAUCCGCUGGAGGAGCGCCGGCUUCUGUGAGCGUGUUUGUCCGAGCGGUCAGGUGUUCUCCGACUGCGUGUCGUCUUGUCCCCCCACCUGCUCGUCUCCUCGUCCUCCGGCGUCGGGUCAGUGUCGGGACGAGUGUGUGGGGGGGUGUGAGUGUCCCCCGGGUCUGUACCUGCACGCGGGUCAGUGUCUGCGACGGGACGACUGUCCCUGCUUCCACAGACGCCACAGCUACAGCGCAGGAGACGCCAUCCGACAGCGCUGCAACACCUGUGUGUGUCGCGCCGGUCAGUGGGAAUGUUCUGGAGAGAAGUGUGAGGCUCAGUGUGCUGUGAUCGGAGCGAUGCACAUCACAACCUUCGAUCAGAAGAGAUACGGCCUGCAGGCCGGCGACUGCCGCUUCACAGCCGUGGAGGAUUUUGUGGAUAAAAAGCUCUCGGUCAGCAUCAGUGCAGGACCGUGUGCAGGAGGAGCUGCUGGAUGUCUGAGAGAAAUGACGGUCACUGCGCUUCAUACGACAGUCACUGUCACAGAUACAGGUUCGGUGAUGGUGAACGGUCAGCGGGAGCUGCUGCCGGUGAUCACAGGAGAUCUGAUGGUCAGAAAAGCUUCAUCCAGUGUUCUGCUGAUCCAGGCGUUUGGAGCUCAGAUGAUGUGGCAUCUGGACGGACCUCUGCUCCUCAUCACCCUACAGCCAGGAUUCGCUCAUAAGGUUCGUGGUUUAUGUGGCACUCUGACCUGGAGUCAGCGUGAUGAUUUCACCACACCUGAAGGUGACGUGGAGAACAGCGUGGCCUCUUUUGUUGCCAAGUUCAGAACAGGAUCAUGCCCUCUGCCCUCAGCGGUGACCUCUGACCCCUGCGCGUCACACACUCAGCACAGACAGUACGCAGAGAGUGUGUGCUCUGUGAUUCACAGCGCUGUGUUUCAGGCGUGUCAUGAUGUGGUGGACAGAGAGCCGUACAUGCGUCUGUGUCUCAGUGAAGUGUGCAGCUGCGGCCCGCACAGCUCCUGUCAGUGCACCGUCCUCACCGCCUUCGCCCGGCACUGCGCCCAAGAGGGGGUGCCGGUCAGCUGGAGAAACCGCACAUUCUGCUCGGUGCAGUGCUCUGGAGGGCAGGUGUAUCAGGAGUGCGGGCGUCUGUGUGGGACGUCCUGUGCUGAUCUGUGGGACGGCUGGAGCUGUGAGGAGCAGGAGGGCAGCAGGACCUGUGUGCCAGGGUGUCAGUGUCCGGAUGGACUGGCUCAGGACGAUCAGGGUCAGUGUGUGCCGGUGGACAUGUGUCCCUGCAGACACGCAGACGCGCUCCAUCCCGCGGGUAGCACCGUACACAAGAACUGCAACCGCUGUGUUUGUGCGCGCGGCGUGUGGAACUGCACGGAUCUCUCGUGUCCUGAGGUCAAUCAGUGUCCAGGCUCUCUGAUCUUCUCUCCUCGAUCGUGUCUGAGGACCUGCUCCAGUCCGAACUCUCCUCUGGACGCGUGUGCUGACCCCAUCCACGGCUGCGUCUGUCCUGAGGGAACCGUGCUGCUGGGGGAUCAGUGUGUAAAGCCAGACGAGUGUCCGUGUCACCACAACGGCAGACUUUAUUUCACCAAUGACUCCAUUUCUAAAGACUGCAACACUUGUGUGUGUCGUGAGCAGCGCUGGCACUGCGGUCAGUCGUUGUGUUCUGGCACCUGCGUGGCCACCGGUGACCCUCACUACAUCACGUUUGACGGCCGAUAUUACUCUUUCCUGGGCGACUGUGAGUACGUUCUGGCGCAGGAGAGCAGCGGUUUGUUCAGCGUCAGCGCCGAGAACGUGCCCUGCGGCAGUACAGGAGUCACCUGCACCAAAUCUGUCACUCUGACCGUGGGAAACACGGCCAUACACCUGCUCAGAGGUAAAGCUGUGACGGUCAACGGGGUUCCAGUGACUCUUCCAAAGUUGUAUUCAGGCAGUGGUUUGAUUCUGGAGCGGGUCGGGCUAUUUGUGUCCCUCUCGUCUCGACUCGGAGUCACUCUGCUCUGGGAUGGAGGAAUGCGUGUUUACGUCCGGCUGAUGCCUCAUUUACGUGGCCGAGUCGGAGGAUUGUGUGGAAAUUUUGAUGGAGAUGCAGAGAACGACUUCACUACGAGACAAAGCAUCAUGGAGUCCACCCCAGAACUGUUUGGAAACUCCUGGAAGAUCAGCCCGUCAUGCCCUGACGUCUCAGACCAGGAUCUCCGUGACCCCUGUGUUAUCAACCCUCACCGGGUGACGUGGGCCAAAAAGAAGUGUGCGGUGAUCAAUCAGGAGAUCUUCAGCUCGUGUCACUCAGAAGUGCCGUUCCAGCAGUACUACGACUGGUGUGUCUUUGACGCCUGCGGGUGUGACUCAGGCGGUGACUGUGAGUGUUUGUGUACGGCUGUAGCUGCGUAUGCUGAAGAGUGUAACCGCAGAGGAGCGUAUGUGCGCUGGAGGUCACAGGAACUCUGCCCGCUGCAGUGUGAGAACGGUUUGGUUUAUGAGGCCUGCGGUCCUGCCUGUUCUCCAGCGUGUCCCGGCACUCCUUCUGUCUCUGAUCCCCUCUGCAGCGCCCUCUCUUGUGUGGAGGGAUGUUUCUGUCCUCACGGCACUGUGAGACACGGUGACGCCUGUAUUCCUCCGUCUCAGUGUCCGUGUGAGUGGGACGGAUCUUUAUUUCCAGCAGUAGCGACUGUCACUCAACACUGUCAGAACUGCUCUUGUUCUGAUGGUCUGUGGCGUUGUGUUGGAUCUCCAUGUCCUCCUCCGUCUCCCUGUGAGGACUCAGAGUUCCUGUGCUCCGGCGGCUCUCAGCGCUGUAUUCCUGCCGUCUGGCUCUGUGAUAAUGAGGACGACUGCGGCGACGGUUCGGAUGAGGUCUGUCCCUCCACCUGUCCUCCGGAUCAGUUCCGCUGCUCCGGUGGGGCCUGUUUACCGCUGGAGCUCAGGUGUAAUGGUCAUCCCGACUGCGCCGACCAAUCGGACGAGGACUUCUGUGCCCCGACCUCACCAGAACCUGGCUGUCCGGCCGGAGAGUUCAGGUGUGCGAGCGGACGCUGUCUGCCAGCGCAUAAAGUCUGUGACGGGAGGCUGGAUUGUGGAUUUGCUGAUGAUUCUGAUGAACACGACUGUGGCGUGUUGUGCAGACAGGACGAGUUCCGCUGUUCAUCGGGCCGGUGCGUUCUGUUCCUCCACCGCUGUGACGGUCACGAUGACUGCGGGGACUACAGCGAUGAGAGAGGGUGUGUGUGUGCCAUCGGAGAGCUGCAGUGUCCUGGAGAUCAGUGUGUGUCUGCAGAGAGAGUGUGUGACGGUCACAGGGACUGUCCGUCCGGCAUCGAUGAGCUCAUCUGUCCUGUCAAAGGAUGCAGUCAGUUUGAGUUCGGCUGCACUAGCGGUCAGUGUGUGCCGUUAGCGUGGCGCUGUGAUGGCGAGACGGACUGUCUGGACGGGAGCGAUGAGAAACACUGUUCCCGCACAUGUCAGUCUGACCAGUUCCUCUGUCAGACCGGAGACCAGUGCAUCCAACACCAGCAGCUGUGUGACGGGACGCCCCACUGCAGAGACGCCUCAGACGAGAGCGUGGACAACUGCGAUAAAGUCAGUCCCUCCACAGCGCCACCUAGUGAGGGAAACACCAGCCGUGUCUGUCCAGAGUUCACCUGUGCUGAUGGAUCCUGUGUGCCCUUCAAUGUGUUGUGUAACGGUGCAGCAGACUGUCCCGCAGACGUCUCAGACGAGAUGGGCUGUGGUGUCUGGGGUCCCUGGAGCUCCUGGAGCCCCUGCAGCCGAAGCUGUGGAUCAGGAACCAUGAGCCGACAGAGACGCUGCAGCCGCGAGGAUUCAGACGGACCCUGCAGAGGAGAGAAAACACAACGACAGCAGUGCUACUCCACCGCCUGCCCCGUCGAUGGCUACUGGCUGCCGUGGGUCACGUGGUCGAACUGCAGUAAAGGUUGUGGCGGUGUUGAAGUCCGUCAGAGAGAGUGUUUUCCACCGCAGAACGGAGGCAGAACCUGUGCAGAACUACCUGGAGAAACUAACCUGACUACAGACAUCAGGCCGUGUCCUCAGGACGACUGCGCUAACGUCUCCUGUCCUGCGGGCCUUGUCAGACACAACUGUGCGCCGUGCCCUUUGACCUGCGCUCACGUAUCCGGGGCAACCACAUGUGACAACAACUCCAGGUGUUUCACAGGCUGCUGGUGUCCUGAUGGGAAGGUCAUGAAUCAUGAGCAGCGGUGUGUCCGGCCGGAGGAGUGUGUGUGUGAGGUGUCUGGGGUUCGAUACUGGCCCGGUCAGCAGGUCAAAGUGGGCUGUGACGUCUGUGUGUGUGAGCGAGGACAAGCCCAGCGCUGUCACACCAACCCAGAGUGCUCAGUUCACUGUGGCUGGUCAUCCUGGUCCCAGUGGGGCGAGUGUUUGGGUCCAUGUGGACUCCAGAGCGUCCAGUGGUCUUUCCGCAGCCCGAAUAACCCUUUAAAACACGGCAACGGCCGACAGUGCCGAGGAAUUUACCGGAAAGCUCGGCGCUGUCAGACCGAGCCGUGCAGCGAGUGUGAAUAUCAUGGACACACACAUGCGGUGGGCGAGCGCUGGAAAGGCGGUCAGUGUCAGAUGUGCCAGUGUUUGCCUGACCUCACGGUGCAGUGCGUCCCGUACUGUCCUUACGCUGCCACUGGAUGCCCACAGGUGUGUGUGUAAAUCUGUAUUGUUGUGUUGUCAGGUAAUGGCAGCACUAUCAUGACUACUACACCAAUGAUCCUGCCAUUAACACUCAGGCCCUCCACACCACCAGAGGGCCCUCCGACCGUCCCGACAUACCCUCUGCCACCCGCAGAUGAGUGUUGGUCCGCUCUGGGCGUUCAGUCGCUCCCCGCCAGCAGCUUCAGCGCCUCGUCCCAUCAGCCCGGUCACCCUCCGUCAGCGGGACGUCUUCACGCUCGGGACCCCCACAGCGACCUGCAGGGCUGGAGCCCGGAGCCAGAGGAGUACAGAGAGCUCCCGGCCGGGACCCCUGAGGAACACAGACACUCGUCACGCGGGCCGUACCUCCAGAUAGACCUGCUCAGACACUACAACAUCACAGGCGUGUUGACGCAGGGUGGUGGCGUGUUUGACACGUUUGUUUCCAGCUUCUAUCUUCAGUUCAGCAGCGACGGACGUCAGUGGUUCACAUAUAAAGAGCUGAUCACAGACGCCAGACCCAAAGCUAAGGUGUUUCAGGGAAACAGUGAUGACCGUGGCGUAGCUUUGGCCCGUCUGGACCGGAUGGUGUCGGCUCACUUUGUACGAAUUCUGCCUCAUGAUUUUCAGAAUGGAAUCUAUCUGAGAGUCGAAGUCAUGGGCUGUGCUGACGGAACUCGUCCCGCUCCUACCAGAAGGCCCGCGGUCUGCCCAUCGGGUCAGUUCUCCUGUCCUCCUCCAGGAGGCUGCAUUGAGGCGCAGCGCCGCUGUGAUGGAGUUCCUCACUGUCCUGAUGGAGCGGAUGAGAGAGACUGUUCACACACAAAUAUUACCCACGUCACCCCCACCGCCGCCCCUCUCAGGACGCCCAGCAAGAAACCUGUGACCACUCCGAGUGCCGACCACCACUAUGAGUUGGUCACCCCUAGCAGUGAAGUGACCACAGCGCCACCUGGUGUACCAGGAUUACAGACCCUCACCGGACCAACAGGAGGCCCUGGUCACUAUAACUACACCUCUGGACGUCCCGGACUUCACACCAAGAGUCCACAGGACGGCAGCCCUGGAGUGGCUCCGCCGACCCACAUCACAACAGCGCCACCUGCUGUCGGUCCGACGGGAGAACCGGGCGUUCAUAUUCUGACACCGACACCCUACUUCAACACGACAGGACUCUGGGAAACAUCUACACCCUCUGAUGAUGGUUUACCCAGAAUUGUGUGCGUGGAAGGACAGUUUGCCUGCAGGACGUUCGGUUGUGUGGAAGCUGCUCUUGUGUGUGACGGCCGUGAGGACUGUCCCGACGGAUCCGAUGAAGAUCGCUGUGGUACAAACAAAACAUUUCACUAAUCUCUGUCCUCAGGGUCCGUCACACCCUCUCAGCGCCCCCCGCUGCCCAAAUUGUGCUCCGACAAACAGUUCAGCUGCUGGAGCGGCGAGUGUGUGAGUUUGGAUAAGAGAUGUGACCUGCGCAGAGACUGUGCUGACGGCUCGGACGAGAGCGACUGCUUCGACUGUAUUCUGUCUCCCUGGACGUCCUGGAGUCAGUGCAGUGUGUCGUGUGGUCUGGGGUCACUUUUCCGCCAGAGGAACAUCCUGAGAGACGCCCGGCCGGGCGGAUCCUGCGGCGGCGCACAGUUCGACAGCCGCGCGUGUUUCCUGCAGGCCUGUCCUGUGGACGGUCAGUGGUCGGAGUGGACGCAGUGGUCCGGUUGUGACGUCCCGUGUGGUGGAGGACUGAUGGUGAGGAACAGGACCUGCUCGAACCCUCCUCCCAAAAACGGUGGGAGAGACUGUGAGGGGAUGAGCAGACAAACACACACGUGUAACACACAGACCUGCGACCCGGACACAGACACACAGAGAGGCUGCACUGGAGGAAUGAUCCUGGUGGACGAGUCGGAUUGUUUGGCUGGAAAAAUCGACCCGUGUCCCGUUACCUGCUCUGACCUCCAUUCUGAGAGGAACUGCACCAUAAACUGCACUACAGGAUGUCGUUGUCCUCAUGGGCUCUUCCUGCAAGACGGCCGUUGUGUCAAUGCCAGCAAAUGUGAGUGUUUAUGGGAGGGUUCGGUCAUCCAGCCUGGACAGGAAGUCAGUAACGGCAGCUGCAGCACAUGUGUGUGUAAAGAAGGGCGUGUCACCUGUGAUGAAUCCAGCUGUGUCGCUCGCUGUGAUUGGUCGGCCUGGUCUUCAUGGACGUCAUGUGAUAGCAGCUGUGGGACAGGAAUACAGCACCGUUACAGAUCUCCUCUGAGUCCAGUGGGAGCGGUGCAUGUGGAGCCGUGUGAAGGAGACUCGACUGAAGCCCGUCGGUGCUACACGUCCUGCUCAGAGGGUCCUGACGGAGAGUCGUGGAGCGAGUGGACGCUGUGGUCCGAGUGCAGUAAGACGUGUUUUCAUCAUGUGGACGCUGUGGGACUGAGGCGGCGCUUCAGAAGCUGUAAUCACACACAAACCAGCACCUCCUGUGGAGGAGACGCGGAAGAACACGAGCCGUGCAACACCAUCCACUGCCCCGUGAACGGCGGCUGGUCGUCCUGGUCGAGCUGGUCUGUCUGUUCGUCUGAGUGUGACUCUGGUGUUCAGACGAGAGAGCGCUUCUGCAGUUCUCCUCCGCCGCUGUACGGAGGCCUCGGCUGUCCCGGGCCGCACAUACAGACACGAGACUGCAACGUCCAGCCCUGCUCUGGUGUGUGUCCGGACGGCAUGAGCUUCCUGUCUAAGGCUCAGUGCGAGGCUCAGGGCGGCGCAUGUCCGCGAGUGUGUCUGGAUGCCACGGCGGAUGUGGAGUGUGCCACCGAGUGUUAUGAUGGCUGUUACUGUUCUCCUGGUUUCUAUCUGUUCAAUAACACCUGUGUGCCUCUCCACCGCUGCCCGUGUUAUCAUAAGGGGGCGCUGUACAUGCAGGGAGACAGCGUGCCCAACGACAGCUGUAACAACUGCACGUGUGUUAAUGGAGAGAUGCAGUGUGGAACAGCGCCCUGCCCUGUGGAUUGUGGGUGGAGUGAGUGGACGGCGUGGAGCGCAUGCAGUCGCACAUGUGACGUGGGCAUCAGACGCCGCUAUCGUUCAGGAACCAAUCCAGCGCCAGCGUUUGGUGGCCGUGCCUGUGAGGGCGAGCGCAUCGGCCUGGACACGUGCAGCAUUACACCUUGUUUCGGAGUGAAGGGCCCGUGGAGCCCGUGGUCCGAGUGUUCAGUUCCCUGCGGCGGAGGAUACAGGAGCAGAACCAGAGGUCCGGUCAGGACUCACGGGACGCCUCAGCAGUUCAGCGCCUGUAACCUGCAGCCCUGCGGGAACGGAAGCGCUUGUACAGACGGUCAGGAGUGGGUCGAGUGUGUGAGAGAGGAGCUGCUGUGUUCAGAUUUGGGGAUGGAGGUCCAGAGAAACACCAGCUGUCUGCCCGGGUGCCAGUGUCCUGACGGGUCGGCUCUACAGGAUGGCGAGUGUGUGUCUCUGUCGCUCUGUCGCUGUCAUGUUGAUGGAGAGCAGUACAAACCCGGAGCCACAGUCACCAAAAACUGCAACAACUGCACAUGUGAAUCAGGAAAGCUGGUGAACUGUAUGAGUGUGGCGUGUGACGUGGAUGGUGGCUGGUCGUCCUGGACUCCAUGGAGUGUGUGUUCUGUGACGUGUGGCGCUGGUCUGCAGUCGCGCUAUCGUUUCUGUUCGGAUCCGGAGCGAGCUGGGAACGGACUGCCCUGUGUGGGACCGGACCGAGAGGACAGAGUGUGCGCUUCAACACCCUGCAGCCGAGACGGAGGCUGGAGUGACUGGUCGUCCUGGACAGACUGCAGUAAGUCGUGCGGUGGAGGAGUGAGGAGCCGCAGACGGGACUGUGAUCGGCCCUUCAGAGGAGGAGACGGAGACUAUUGUGAAGGACUGGGAACUGAAGUCAUCCUGUGUAACACGCACCACUGUCCAGUGUCGUCGUGUUCACAUGUGCCAGGAAGUGUGUUUAGUGCCUGCGGACCCUCGUGUCCACGAUCAUGUGACGACCUCACUUACUGCGAGUGGCGCUGUGAGCCGGGCUGUUACUGCACAGAUGGUAAAGUUCUGGACUCAAAUGGGACGGAGUGUGUGGAGCGGGACACCUGUCCCUGUCUGGACCUGCACACAGGACGACGGGUCCGUCCCGGAGAGACCGUCCCGACUCCAGACGCCUGCAACAACUGCACCUGUGAGGGAGGGAGACUCACCUGCGGUGAACAGCCGUGUCCAGUGGAUGGAGGCUGGUGUCAGUGGUCCGAAUGGACGCCCUGCUCAAAGACCUGCGGGAUGGAGUGGGUUUCCCGAUACAGGAGCUGCGCCUGUCCUGAACCCAGAUCAGGAGGAGCGCCGUGUCCAGACCAGCAGGAGGAACACGCCGGACUGGGAGUCCAGAUCCAGAGACAGCCGUGCCCAUCCGUCUCCUUCUGCCCCGUCCAUGGCUCAUGGGGCUCCUGGAGCUCGUGGUCAGACUGUGACGCGUGUGCCGGUGUGUCUGUCAGACAGAGGGAGUGUAACAGUCCUCCGGCGCGGUUCGGCGGUCUGUCCUGCCUCGGAGAGAGUCGACAGAGCCGCGGCUGUCAUGAUAACUUCACCGUCUGCUCGGACUGUGGAGGAGGACAGGAGCAGUGGCCCUGUGGGAAGCCCUGUCCGCGCUCCUGCUCUGAUCUGCACGGAGACACAGAGUGUGUGGAUUCUCCGGGAUGCAGCUCGACCUGCGGGUGUCCAGGAGACAUGCUGCUGCAGGACGGCCUGUGUGUGGACAGAGAGCUGUGCCGCUGUAAAUAUAACAACGUCAGCGCAGGAAUAGACACAGGCAAUGUUUCCUGGUCUUGGCCGGAUCCAUCCGACUGGCAUCAUGUGGCUCCAGGAGAGACCAUCAGCACUAACUGUCAGAACUGCACCUGUGAAGCAGGUGUCCUGCAGUGUGACUCCGUGCCUGGUUGCCAUGUCGACGGCAGCUGGGGCCAAUGGGCUCCCUGGUCUGAAUGCUCUGCCCAGUGUGGAGGCGGGGCUAAGAUCCGGACACGUGAGUGUGAUAACCCCGCCCCUCAAAGCGGCGGCAGAGAGUGUGUGGGAUCCGGCCGACAGCAGAAAGCCUGCAACACUCACAGCUGCACAGACUCCGGUCCGUGGUUCGACUGGUCAGCGUGGUCAGCCUGCACUGUCAGCUGUGGAGGAGGGACUCAGAGCCGUAGCCGAUCCUGCCGGACGCCGCCGUGUUCGGGGAUGAGACGCCAGAGCAAGACCUGUAACACACAAGUGUGUCUGGAGGUGGGCUGUCCUCCCGGCCGUCUCUAUCGGGAGUGUGAGCGCGGUGAAGGCUGUCCGUUCAGUUGUUCUCAGGUCAGAGGUCACGAGGGCUGUUAUUCUGAGGGCUGUGAGGAGGGCUGCCACUGUCCGCUCAACACUUACCAACACAACGGAUCCUGCGUUUAUGAGUGUCCAUGUUUGGUGGACACUGACUUCCUGACCUCUUUACAAAGCGUGUCAGCGACCCCUGACCUGACCCCUGACCUCCAGAACAUCACACUGGGGUCCGAGCUGAUGUCUGGAGAGGAGCUGAUGCAUGAAUGCAGUUCCUGCUCGUGUGAAAACGGACUGUGGAACUGCUCUCUGGUUCCGUGUCCCCGUGAUGGAGGUCUGUCUCCUUGGGGCCCCUGGGGCCCCUGUUCACUCAGCUGUGGGGGCCUCGGCCAGAAGAGUCGCAGCAGAAGCUGUAACCUGCCCAGUCCAGCUCACGGGGGCCGAGACUGUGAUGGGCCCCUGCUGGACACGGCCUACUGCCAGACACCCGACUGCUCACUGGUAACACUUCCGACAGAGGAACCAUCUUUACCAGACGAGGAUGCUGGUUUCUCCCAGUGGACGGCGUGGACUCCGUGCUCCAGAAGCUGCAGUGAUCCGGCUUCUCCUGCUCUGAAGGUCCGUACGAGGGAGUGUGUUCGUGAACGCUGCUCCGGAGAAACCCGACAGGAGCGAGUCUGUAACCUGCCUCAGUGUCCCGAUGGUGGUGUGUGUCCGGGCCAUGAAUGCGCUCACAGGAACUGCUCCUGGAUGAAGUGGGGCGAGUGGAGCCCCUGCUCUCGCUCCUGCGGCGUGGGACAGCAGCAGCGCGUCCGCACCUUCCUCGCCCCGGGCGUCAACGGGACCUGGUGUCAGGACAUCCUGGGCGGCAAUGUGGAAAACCGCUUCUGUAAUAUUCAGGCCUGCCGCGUGGACGGAGGCUGGUCUCGCUGGAGCUCUUGGUCCCGCUGUGAUAAAGCCUGCGGCGGAGGACGCUCCAUCAGGACCCGCUCGUGUUCCAGUCCUCCACCCAAAAACGGAGGCCGCAAAUGUACAGGAGAGAAGAACCAGGUCAAACCCUGCAACACCAAACCCUGCGAUGAUGAUGGCUGUCCGGCGGGGCAGGAGUUUGUGUCGUGUGCUAAUGAGUGUCCUCAGCGCUGCUCAGAUCUGCAGCAGGGCAUCGAGUGCCAGAGAAACACUGAGUGUCAGCCGGGCUGCCGCUGCCCGCGAGGUCAGUUGCAACAGGACGGCGUGUGUGUUCAGACGUGGCAGUGUGACUGUCUGGAUGCGUUGGGUCAGAGCUGGGCCGCAGGCAGCACACAUCAGGUGGACUGCAACAACUGCAGCUGCGCAGACGGGCGGCUCACCUGCAGCAAUCACACCUGCGCAGGAGAGCAGAGCUGCACCUGGAGCUCCUGGUCCACCUGGGCCUCCUGCAGCUCCACCUGCGGCCCUGGACAGAGGACUCGAUUCAGAUCUCUGGUUCCUGAGGGUGAUGGUACAAACUGCCAGUUCGAGGAAGUCCAGCACAAACCAUGUGACCUUGGCGUGUGUCCCCCGCUGUGUGUCCAUGAUGAGCAGGAACUGACUGUCGGAGACACGUGGUUAGAAGGAGAAUGUAAACAAUGCACCUGCAUCCCUGAAGGAGACUAUUGUCAAGAUAUAGACUGUCGAGUGGACGGCGGAUGGACCCCGUGGUCCGUGUGGUCAGACUGUCCCGUGACGUGUGGGAAAGGUAAACAGAUCCGCACCCGCGCCUGUAUCAACCCUCCACCGCGAAACAACGGCACCGACUGCACUGGACCUGAGAGAGACACCCGGGGCUGUCACUCUGCACCUUGUCUUGAUGACCUUUGCCCCUGGUCCCCGUGGUCGUCCUGUUCACGCAGCUGCGGCGCAGGUGUGAUCUCCAGACGCCGUCAGUGUGUGUGUGAGGAGACAGGAGAUCACGCGUGUCCUCAGGACGUCCAGAGGGACGCAGAGGAGACGCAACUGUGUUAUAAGAGACCCUGUCCAGGCUGUCCCAUGUCUGAAUGGAGCGCGUGGAGCAACUGCUCCUGUGUGUCUCAGUAUCAGCAGAGGUUUCGUGCGCCGCUCAUCUCGGCCAGCGGUGGGCAGCACUGCACUGAUCUACAGAGACAGAGCCGGCCCUGCAAACCUGACAACUGCACAGAUUGUGAGAAACCCUUCCUGUUCUCUGAAUGUGGAUCUCCAUGUGAGAAACACUGUGAUCUGUUGGGUCAAACGCACUCGUGUUCAUCCCAGAACUGCACACCCGGCUGCUUCUGUCCGGAGGGUCUCCUGCAGCAGAACGGAUCAUGCGUCCGUCCGGAUCAGUGCGGGUGUGUCCAUCUCCUCCAUCAGGGCUCAGAAGGACCUGUGGCCGUCACUGUCCCGCAGGGGGCGCUGCUGACCGUAGGCUGCAGAACAUGUCUUUGUCAUGACGGCUCUCUGCAGUGUGAUUUACAGGAAUGUGAAGUGAUGGUCAGCGAGUGGUCAGAAUGGACCUCCUGCUCUCCAUGUAUCCCAGCAUCCUCCGGCGGGAACGCUUCGGGUCUGGUGUCGCUCCAGCGGCGCUUCCGGGCCUGUCUGGAUGUGGACUCCGGUCUGCCGGUCAGCGGGAGAGAGGGAGAGUGUGAUGAAGAGCUGGAGGAAGAGCGAAUCUGCUCGCAGUCUGACAUCUGCACCGAUGUGUGUCACUGGAGCUCAUGGAGCGGCUGGAGUGUGUGUAAAGAUCCCUGCAGCGGAGGAUACCGGCAGAGAGAGCGCCGACCUCUGACCUCUGACCCCGGACCACACUGCAGGAACCUACAGACGCAGUCUCAGAGCUGCAACACUGGCCUCUGUCCCGGUGAGCAUUGUGAGGACAGGGGGCGGGUCUAUGAGGACUCCUGUGCCAAUCAGUGUCCCCGCAGCUGCACUGACCUGUGGGAUCACGUCCAGUGUCUGCAGGGCACCUGUCAUCCAGGCUGCCGCUGUCCAGACGGCCGGCUCUUGCAGGACGGAGGGUGUGUGCGGCUGGACGAGUGUCGCUGUGGGCUUCCGCUGGAGAACGGGACGCUGGAGAUCCGACCCGGAGAGAACAUCACCGUCAGCUGCAACACCUGUGUGUGUGUAAAUGGCUCUCUGGUGUGUACGGAUCACGCGUGUCCGGUCUACGGUCCGUGGGGAUCGUGGAGUGAGUGUUCGGUGUCGUGCGGGACGGGACAGAGGACACGCAGACGCUCCUGCAAACACACAACCGGAGGACCGACCUGCGCCGACACCAUCCAGAGUGAAAGCUGCUCACUGCCGCCCUGUCCAGCCGGCUGUGUGGUGAGCGAGUGGUCAGCCUGGACUGACUGCAGCGCCUCCUGUGGUGGAGGAGUGUCACUGCGCAGGAAGACGGUCCUACAGGAGCCAGAGCCCGGGGGUCUGAGCUGCACCGGGCCCCUGGAACAACACACCGCAUGCAACACCAACAGCUGCCUGCCUGAUUGUCCUGCUGGUCAGGUGUUCAGCUCAUGUGCAGGAUCCUGUCCAUACAGCUGUGAGGAUCUGUGGCCCCAAAAUCAGUGUGUGCCGCUGACCUGCAGUCCUGGGUGCAGCUGCCCGCCUGGAGCCGUGAUGCUGAACGGAAGCUGCGUUCCUCAAUCCCAGUGUCCUUGCUCUGUGGUCUCGCUCCUGUCGGUGUCCCACAACCUCACCCUGGACCUCCAGGAACAGGAAGUUCCUGCUGGUACCGUCAUUCCAGACUCCUGCAACUCAUGUGUCUGUGAAGGUGGGAUCUUUACCUGCACUAAUGAGUCAUGUGACGUGGACUGUGAGUGGAGCGGCUGGUCAGCGUGGAGCUCUUGUUCAGCGUCCUGCGGAUCUGGACAGCAGUUCUCCAGCCGGACGAUAUGGCGCCAGCGGCAGUACGGAGGACGGGAGUGUGAGGGGCCGUCACACACAUCACGAGUCUGCAGGGGCCCCGAAUGUGAGUGUCCAGAGGAUGAGCGUUGGCUCUGGAGUGAGUCCGGAUUGGGGCGAGUGUGUGAGAGGGGGUGUUUGGACCUGUAUGGCCCUGAACCGCUCAACUGCACGGGCCCCGGGGCCACAGAGGGCUGUGUGUGUGAGGAGGGCCUUUAUCGGAGCCUGGAGGGCCGGUGUGUGAUUCCAGCACUGUGUCAGUGUGAAGAGGAAGACGGGACGCUUCGAGAGCCAGGGUCCGAGUGGGUGGAUGGCUGUCAGUCAUGUCGCUGUAUCAAUGGCCAGAAACACUGUCAAUCAAAUUGUCCUCCCCUUCACUGCUCUGAGGGUGAAGUGAAGGUGUUGGAAGCGGAGAGCUGCUGUCCCGUGUGCCGCAGAGAGUUUCCAGAGGAUCCGGUUGCCGAGUGCCGUCGUUACACUGAGGUCAGGAACAUCACCAAGGGCGACUGUCGCCUGGACAACGUGGAGGUCAGCUUCUGCAGAGGGCGCUGUUUGUCCCGGACCGAUGUCAUUCUGGAGGAGCCGUAUCUGCAGGCGUUCUGUGACUGCUGCAGCUACAGGCUGGACCCGCAGAACCCCGUGCGCUUCCUCAGCCUGCGGUGCGCCAGCGGAGACGUCGAGCCCGUCGUUCUGCCCGUCAUUCACAGCUGCGAGUGCACCAGCUGCCAGGGUGGAGACCUGUCGAGACGUUGAAUGGCCACUGAUGAAUGGACAGAUGCUGCGUCCUCUUAUUCGUCAAGUGUUCUUCAUGUAGCUUGUCAUUAUAUGACUGAAUCUUUUCUAUUCAAUAUUUCCUAAAGCUCUACGAGAUCUACAUUCUGUACAGCCUUUAAAUUAUGUU